CUGGUGAGUAAAAGCCCUAGUGAUCGUCUUCCUCGCCAGCGGGUGACGAUGAAGCUGGUCAGGUUCUUGAUGAAGCUGAACAACGAGACCGUCUCCAUCGAGCUCAAGAACGGGACCGUCGUUCAUGGCACCAUCACAGGUGUUGACAUCAGCAUGAACACACAUCUGAAGACUGUGAAACUUACUCUGAAGGGGAAAAAUCCUGUGACUCUUGAUCACUUGAGUGUGAGGGGUAACAACAUUCGCUACUACAUCCUUCCUGACAGUUUGAAUCUAGAGACCCUAUUGGUAGAAGAGACACCAAGGGUCAAGCCCAAGAAGCCAACUGCAGGGAGGGCUGUGGGACGUGGUCGAGGCCGAGGACGAGGCCGUGGACGGGGGCGUGGACGUUAACUUGUCUCUGCUGACUUACAUUGUUUCUUUGGGAACUAGUCUUGUGAACAACAGGCAAAUGCUGGUUAUAUUGCCUUUGUGGUUUGGAGGUAUCUUCGUUGUUGAUUCAGGUGUGAAAACUUUGGAGUUGCAAUUCUUUUCAUUGAUCUACUCCGCGGAAACUGUAGUCUCCCUUGAAUAUGGAUCUUAAUAUGCUUAAGCUUGUAAUGUAGAGUACAACUUUUGUGCAACAAUUAGCUAUGAUAGACAAGGAUUCUAAAUCUGUGGCAGCUCAUUCUUCUUGUGCCCAUGCCUUCCUCACCAGAACGAAGUCUCCAUAUCAAGGGUCGAUCAUUCGGUCGAUUGAGAAGGCAGUGGGCAUUCUCCAGUCGAAUAUUAAACUCAUGAAUCGCUGAGGCGCAAUACUGUAGCCACUGGUGAGGAAUUUCAAAAUUCUCCUUUCGUUUUCCGCAGCUAGAUUUGCAAGCAGCCUUACUGACUUAGAUCCUUGCUUGUAUAGAUUAGGCUAGAGAUCUCGGGCCUUAUCGCUAUGAAAUUGCCAUGGGGUUCAAAACAAUUCUCACAUGAAUUCAGUGCACAUUGGCCCAAUGCAUUUGGAUCAUCGAAUACAGAGAAGUCGGUUGAUUUCCACUA
Messenger RNA from Syzygium oleosum, 1026 nucleotides. Its product is annotated as small nuclear ribonucleoprotein SmD1a. Gene Ontology annotation, biological process: RNA processing; spliceosomal snRNP assembly. The transcript has 4 exons. Gene Ontology annotation, molecular function: RNA binding. Gene Ontology annotation, cellular component: pICln-Sm protein complex; spliceosomal tri-snRNP complex; catalytic step 2 spliceosome. NCBI's taxonomy places the organism in Eukaryota, Viridiplantae, Streptophyta, Magnoliopsida, Myrtales, Myrtaceae. Bases 49 to 393 code for a protein of 114 amino acids. The record is from RefSeq and is a predicted model, not a curated record.